AUGGAACGUUAAACGUUGAUCCGGUAAAUUUCGAUACACAUUUUUUAUUUCUUUUACUAAGUUCGGAUCUAGUCGACAGUAAAUAGCUGCCACCCUUCUGAACAGCAUUUUCUCCGUGAUAUGCGCCUUUAACAUUCUCGCCAGCGUUAUCAGCGUAAAAACAUAGCAAUUCUCAAGAUACUAUAUGAUAUGAUACCAAUGGAUGAUGCCAACUUCAGUGACCAACUACGUGGCCGCGUGAUACUAAUACCCGGUCCUUUGCCUUUUCCUUUUAACUUCCUUGUGAGAGAAUGAGAAACACCCGAACCACACUCCGCUCAUUCCCGGGCCAUUAUCGCCCGCAGGCGGACGCACCUUACUAUGCACCCCUACCUUGCCGCAUGGGAACCUGCAGUACCGGUGGUAUCAGCAAUUCCCACGACAGCAUCGGCACCAUUAAAUCGGCAGACACUGUAGCAACCACCCACACUGAAACCUACCCAGGAUUUGUUUUGGGUGUUGUCUUCCCGUUCUACAAUGAGACUCGCCAGGAAAUGGAACGCUCGCUGCACCAAUUCCAGACACAACUUGAUGUAGCAAACUCGGAUUCGCGUACGGCUUGCACUGAGCAUAUACUCCUGACAAUGGACGGCUGGGACAAGUGCAGUGAUUCGAUGAAGACCUACCUU
Sphaeroforma arctica JP610 is the source of this 668-nucleotide messenger RNA. RefSeq lists its product as hypothetical. The annotation marks the transcript as partial. The transcript has a single exon. The record is from RefSeq and is a predicted model, not a curated record. Lineage: Eukaryota; Ichthyosporea; Ichthyophonida.